This is a messenger RNA of Phaeoacremonium minimum UCRPA7, 1809 nucleotides long. RefSeq names its product putative peptide transporter ptr2-a protein. The transcript has 2 exons. Gene Ontology annotation, cellular component: membrane. Gene Ontology annotation, molecular function: dipeptide transmembrane transporter activity. Gene Ontology annotation, biological process: transmembrane transport; oligopeptide transport. NCBI's taxonomy places the organism in Eukaryota, Fungi, Ascomycota, Sordariomycetes, Togniniales, Togniniaceae. The record is from RefSeq and is a predicted model, not a curated record. The coding region runs from base 1 to 1809 and encodes 602 amino acids.
AUGCCUGGGGACAUCGUUGACGACGCCAUUAGUGGCGCUCAGCUACACGCUCAAGUUGUUGAUGAAGAAAGGAAGGAGGAUGCUCAGCUUGGUGCUGUUGUCUCUCCACCUUCCGUUCAUGAUGAUGAGAAGAAAUUCCUGAAUGUCGACUUGGAAGACUUUCCUACAGAAGAGGAGGUUCGGACGCUUCGUCGUGUCUCUGACCAUAUUCCCCUGAAGCUUUUCACUAUUGCCUUCGUUGAGGCUUGCGAACGGUUCUCAUACUAUGGCACAAUCAUCGUCUACACGAAUUAUAUCCAGUGGCCACUGCCCGAUGGCUCGAGAACCGGUGCUGGUGGUGCCGACGGCCAGUCAGGAGCUCUUGGAAUGGGCCAACGAGCUUCUACCGGCCUGACUACCUUCAAUCAGUACUUUAUGCCACUCCUCGGUGCCUGGGUUGCGGAUGAGUAUUGGGGUCGGUACAAGACCAUCACCUACGCUCUCGCCAUCGAUAUUCUAGGUCAUCUUAUACUGAUCAUGUCCGCCAUUCCUCCUGUUAUCACCCGACCGCACGAGAAUUCACUUGCUGCCAUGAUCAUUGGUAUCUUGGUCAUCGGAUUCGGAACCGGUGGUUUUAAGCCGAAUAUCUCGCCACUCAUUGUUGAACAGCUUCACAUCGAGCAUCUGAAGGUGAAGACACUCAAAUCUGGUGAAAGAGUCAUUGUCGAUCCUGCCAUCACGAUAAAUAGGGUCUACAACUGGUUUUAUAUGUUCAUCAAUGUCGGUGCUCUCAUCGGACAAUUAACCAUGGUCUACGCCGAGAAAUACGUUGGUUUCUGGCUCAGCUUCCUACUACCAACAUCCAUGCUAUGUAUUUGCCCCAUCGUCAUGUGGUGGGGACGGAAACGAUAUGAGCGCCGCGCACCUGGAGGCUCUGUACUUAGCAAGGCCUUGAAGACGUGGCUGCUUGCACAGAAGGGUCGUUGGCACAUCAAUCCCUACGUCACCUGGAAGCGCAUGCAUGAAGACGACUUCUGGGACAAUGUCAAGCCCAGUCGCUUUGCGCCUGGCACAAAACCCACAUGGAUGACCUUCGACGACGCUUGGGUUGACGAGCUCCGCCGUGGGUUUGCCGCCUGCGCUGUGUUUGGCUGGUAUCCUAUCUACUGGUUGACGUACAACCAGCUCAAUAACAAUCUGAUCUCCCAAGCUGCCAUCAUGAAGCUCAACGGCCUGCCCAACGAUGUUCUGACGAACCUGGACCCCCUGGCCUUGAUCAUCUUCAUCCCAAUCUGCGAUUUCAUCAUCUAUCCCUUCCUGCGGAAAUGCAAGAUCAACUUCACGCCCAUCAAGAAAAUCACAGCAGGAUUCUUCACCGGCGCAGCUGCGAUGAUUUGGGCUGCCGUCAUCCAGGCAUACAUCUACAAGGAUUCCGUGUGCGGGUCGAACGCUUCUGGAGAUGGUUGCCCCAACGUCAGCAUCAAUGUUUGGGCCCAGACCGGUGCCUACGUGUUGAUUGCGCUGUCUGAGAUCUUCGCGUCCAUCACUUCGCUCGAAUACGCCUUCUCCAAGGCUCCGAAGAACAUGCGGUCCAUGGUCCAGGCCAUCGCGCUGUUCAUGACCGCCAUCUCCUCCGCACUGGGCGAGGCUUUCGUGUCCUUGUCCGCCGAUCCGUUGCUCGUUUGGAACUAUGGUGCCAUGGCUGUAUUGGCUUUUAUAGCUGGAUGCAUCUUCUGGAUCCAGUUCAGAAGCCUCGACCACGAGGAGGACGAGCUCAACGAGUUGCCUGAGGGUAAGAUGUAUGUCGAUGACGAGGAGAGCACAAGAUAG